This is a messenger RNA of Mycena citricolor, 2768 nucleotides long. The record is from the annotation of a GenBank genome assembly. Lineage: Eukaryota; Fungi; Basidiomycota; Agaricomycetes; Agaricales; Mycenaceae.
CCAGUCUUUAAUGAGCACUUGCCUCAGAACUCAUGACGACUCACACUGUGACGCGUGUCAUCCAAUUAAAGAGGUCCUCGGGAGCGUACAGGACUGGCUCUGUUCAAUUUUUCCCCUGGACUCUGGACUCGUCUAAGGAAGUAUUCGACGGCAAAUGGCAUCUGUCCACAUCUUGGCGUUCGAUGAUAGACCAGUACUCGCAAAGCUUUGUCGCUGGUUACAAUGCUCAACUUUAUAUCCUCUGCACUGACAAGAAACUCGAAGAGAUCGUUUCCCUCGAUGUCUCGUUGCCUGACCCUCCAAAUGAUCCAGACGAUCCUACCAUCGCAGCAUGGGCCCUGUGUUCUGAGCCAUCUCCGGAACCUCUCAUAAUUCUAGCGGAUCAUCGAUGCAUAUUCGUGUACAGUGUGAGAAAGAGGGCGGUAGUUGGAUAUGUUCGGGGCCACGGAGGGAGGAUCACCUCUAUCUCAGUGCAUCCCACACGGCCUAAUAUCUUCGCAAGCACUUCAGCAGACUUCACAGUCAGAAUCUACAAUCUGGAUCUGAAACAAGAGGAAAACCUGCGGACACCAAAAUGGCCGCCAUUGGGUAUACCUGUUCAUGGCAGCGCUGCUCUUGGUAUAGACGGGGUCGAUGCUGUCGGUCGCGGAUACGGCCGAUGCAUCCAACUUCUGGUUGGCGGGCGAGCCGGUGGUCACAACUGGGAGGUCGGCACCUCGGCUUUCCAUCCACGACUGCCUCUGCUGGCGACUGGGGGCGUUGACCGCUACGUGAAGAUCUGGCGCAUCCAUCUGGGAUCGACGAAUGUCGUCAGGGAGGACAAACCACUGUUCAGCUCGGCGAUCACAACGUCCCGUGUGCUCUCGAUCGCAUGGCUCGCGGAGGACGUGCUCAUGACGCACACUGCGACAACCUUCACUCCAAGAAAGGCUGAAUCAGACGACGACGAGCCUGGUAUGCCAGAACCCGAGAUUGAGCCUGCAACACUCGAUGUGUUCCAAUGGCUUGGAUGCGAACGUUACUUCCCCGAUGGAGAUCCAGAACCGGAUUCGCUCCUACGAGGCGGUGCAUCGGACUACCAGAACAGCGCAUCGUACAUGAAGCUGUCUUCUCUCGACCUGCCUCUGGAUCGCAGUUUACAGGACCGAGAGGCAAUUACCAACUUGUCCCAAACGAGAGUCUCUGCAAGUCAGAAGGGACACUGUCUCGUCAUGAAUGCCCAAUCACGAAUCCGUGCUAGGGGAUCGACCAGUCUCAACUUUGUGUCGCUAGACAUCUCGCAGAUGGAGCCUUUGUGUCGGCCAAUGACUCCUACGGCGCUCGAUGUUGAUGUCGCCCUGAAACGACUUCGCUUGGAGCCUGGUCCAAACGACCCACGCCCUGACCAUCAGAACCCUCUCUUCAUGUCUUGUUCGCAAACACCAUCGCACAUCAUCGCAAUAGAUUCUGUUGGGAAAGUGUGGAUACUCAGAUCAAUGUAAAAUUGCAGACUUCAUAGUUGGAAUUCUCCCAAUUCAAACGCAAAGCACAUCACGAAAAAACACUACGAUCUACGAAAGUGCUUAGAAGUGUGUCCGCGAUGCCGAGCAAUCUCAAAAACGCAUAUUCAAAGAUCAGCACGCUAUCGGGAGCUUAGAACUGUUGGAUUCCAUUCCCGUUCGAAAACGUGGCAGCCUCCUCGGGCACCAGGUUGAUGGCACGGCCGUAGAGAUGAAUGCCGGUGUCAUCAGCGAAUGUGGCUGCCUCAGCUGGGAUCGAGUUGACAGCACGGCCGUAGAGGUGGAUACCAGUGUCGUCCGCAAAUGUAGCUGCCUCAGCGGGGAUCGAGUUGACGGCACGACCGAGCACGUGAAUGCCCGUGUCGUCAGCGAAAGUCGGUGCCUCUUCAGGGAUGUUGUUCACAGCCCGACCGUAGAGAUGAAUACCCGUGUCAUCGGCGAACGUAGCUGCCUCAGCCGGAAUCGAGUUGACAGCACGACCGUAGAGAUGGAUCCCCGUGUCGUCCGCGAAUGUAGCUGCCUCAGCUGGAAUCGAGUUGACGGCACGUCCCAAAACGUGAAUGCCCGUGUCGUCACCAAAUGUCGGCGCCUCCUCAGGAAUGCUGUUGAUGGCUCGACCAUAGAGAUGGAUGCCUGUAUCAUCCGCGAAUGUAGCCGCCUCGGCAGGGAUCGAGUUAACAGCACGUCCGAGCACAUGAAUCCCCGUGUCGUCAGCGAAAGUCGGUGCCUCCUCAGGGAUGUUGUUCACAGCACGGCCGUAGAGGUGGAUGCCCGUGUCAUCGGCGAAUGUAGCUGCUUCAGCCGGGAUCGAGUUGACAGCCCGACCGUAGAGAUGGAUCCCCGUGUCAUCGGCGAACGUGGCUGCCUCAGCCGGGAUCGAGUUGACAGCACGGCCAUAAAGGUGAAUGCCAGUGUCGUCGGCAAAGGUGGCUGCUUCGGCAGGGAUGGUGUUGACAGUGCGUUUCACGUACGCAGGGAUGGUGUCCAAAGGCUCGGGUUCCCGCUGCUCAAGAUCACGCUGAGGCCAUCAUUGGUAUGAAUGAAAACGCUAAUGAGCACUGCCUUACAGCAAUUGGUAGAGGGGAGGCGACGGUUUGACCUGCGAGCAUCGCGGCCAGAGCAAGGAUGUAGAGUUUCGAGAACAUGACCAAAAGAGUGGAUAUGUGAAUCGAGAUGUCGAGUUGCGGAGGAAUGAAGGAAAUGAGAAGGGCGUCCUGCGGCCACAGAUGAAGAGGGAGAUGAAAGUCUGGGGGAAAGAAACCAGUGCGU